CCAGGGCCGCUCCGCCCAGUGCAGCCUGUCCGGCCCCCUUGCCGCCUGCCUGCUCCCCACGGCCGGCGCUAGCUGCCGGCGCCCGGGCACCGCGGGCGGGGCCGGAGCUGGGCCUUCGCGACGCUGAAGCUGCCUAACCCCGCACGCUCAGCCCAGGGCCUCCCUCUUAGGGCCGGGCCUGUGGCGGUGGCUCCGGCUGCAAAGCAGGGUAGUGAGCGGUCGACGAGCCACAGCACCGAUCCGGCGGGGGCGGAAAAUGGCGGCGGCUUCGGAGGAGCUAAAUGGCGCCAGGACCCCUGGGGGUGGGGUGGGCUGGGCGGUUUGGUAGAGAAUUGGGCCGGGGAAUGUGGAGAGUAAAGGAGCCUUACUCGAUUUCUCGUGGUGGUCUUUUUCUAAAAUUUAUUUCGUUACCUUACCGGUUAUUAUGCGGUCUAGGAUAGGAGAGGUGGGCUUGAGAGAGCUGGGGCGGGUCUCGGCGCCCCCUCCCUUUUUCUUUUACCUUGUUUGCGUUUCAGACUCUACUCCCUUCUUUCUGGGCUCCCUCUCGCUCGGCUAUUCCUGGCCCAGGCCGAAGGAAUCGGGGUUGUGGCCGAAGCCUGUCAGCCCGGGUCCCUUAAAAAGGAAGGACAUGAGCUGAAGUGCGGAUGAGAGCCCGCCCUAGCCGGACAGGGAACGAUAGACUGCGUCGAACCUGCAUAUCCUGCGUGAAUCUCUUUGAUUGCAGUUGACUAGAUGGUGGAGCCAAAAUGCUGUUGCCCUGUCUUCAACAGCAGUGAAUCAAGUGUUGCAGGGGUAGGAACAUGGGAGAAAAACAAUCUGGAUAACAUGAAAGUGAUGCUGGUAGCUAAGGGAAGGCGACUUGAUUCUGUGGGAAGGGCUGUAGCUGAUCCAUCUGUCUUCUAGAUUUGAGUAUGAGCACAGUUGAAGAGGAUUCUGACACAGUAACAGUAGAAACUGUGAACUCUGUGACUUUGACUCGGGACACAGACGGGAACCUCAUUCUUCAUUGCCCUCAGAAUGAAGCUGAUGAAAUAGACUCAGAAGAUAGUACUGAACCUCCGCAUAAAAGGCUUUGUCUGUCUUCUGAGGAUGAUCAGAGUAUUGAUGAUUCUACUCCUUGCAUAUCAGUUGUUGCACUUCCACUUUCAGAAAAUGAUCAGAGCUUUGAGGUGACCAUGACCGCAACCACAGAGGUGGCAGAUGACGAGAUUGCUGAGGGAACUGUGACACAGAUCCAGAUUCUACAGAAUGAGCAACUAGAUGAAAUAUCUCCCUUGGGUAAUGAGGAAGUUUCAGCAGUUAGCCAAGCAUGGUUUACAACUAAAGAAGAUAAGGAUUCUCUGACUAACAAAGGACAUAAGUGGAAGCAGGGGAUGUGGUCCAAAGAAGAAAUUGAUAUUUUGAUGAACAAUAUUGAACGCUAUCUGAAGGCACGCGGAAUAAAAGAUGCCACAGAAAUCAUCUUUGAGAUGUCAAAAGACGAAAGAAAAGAUUUCUACAGGACUAUAGCAUGGGGUCUGAACCGGCCUUUGUUUGCAGUUUAUAGAAGAGUGCUUCGCAUGUAUGAUGACAGAAACCAUGUGGGAAAAUAUACACCUGAAGAAAUUGAAAAGCUCAAGGAGCUCCGGAUAAAGCAUGGCAAUGACUGGGCAACAAUAGGGGCGGCGCUAGGAAGAAGUGCAUCUUCCGUCAAAGAUCGGUGCCGACUGAUGAAGGAUACUUGCAACACAGGGAAAUGGACUGAAGAAGAAGAAAAGAGACUUGCAGAGGUGGUUCAUGAAUUGACCAGCACUGAGCCAGGUGACAUAGUCACACAGGGUGUGUCUUGGGCAGCUGUGGCAGAACGAGUGGGUACCCGCUCAGAAAAGCAGUGUCGUUCUAAAUGGCUCAACUACCUGAACUGGAAACAGAGUGGAGGUACUGAGUGGACCAAGGAAGAUGAAAUCAAUCUCAUCCUCAGGAUAGCAGAGCUUGAUGUAGCUGAUGAAAAUGACAUAAACUGGGAUCUGUUAGCGGAGGGAUGGAGCAGUGUCCGUUCACCACAGUGGCUUCGAAGUAAAUGGUGGACCAUCAAAAGGCAAAUUGCAAACCAUAAGGAUGUUUCGUUCCCUGUCUUAAUAAAAGGUCUUAAACAGUUACACGAGAAUCAAAAAAACAACCCAACGCUUUUGGAGAAUAAAUCAGGAUCUGGACUUCCAAACAGUAAUUCCAAUUCCAGCGUACAGCAUGUUCAGAUCAGAGUUGCCCGCUUGGAAGACACUACAGCCAUCUCUUCAAGCCCCAUGACAGCCUUACAGAUUCCGGUCCAGAUCACCCAUGUCUCUUCAACAGACUCUCCUGCUGCUACUGUUGACUCAGAAACAAUAACACUAAACAGUGGAACACUACAGACGUUUGAGAUUCUUCCAUCUUUCCAUUUACAGCCCACUGGCACUCCAGGCACCUACCUACUUCAAACAAGCUCAAGCCAAGGCCUUCCCCUAACUCUGACUGCUAGUCCCACAGUAACCCUGACAGCUGCUGCUCCUGCUUCUCCUGAACAGAUCAUUGUUCAUGCUUUAUCCCCGGAACAUUUGUUGAACACAAGUGACAACGUCACAGUGCAGUGUCACACACCAAGAGUCAUCAUUCAAACUGUUGCCACAGAGGACAUCAGUUCUUCCAUAUCCCAAGCAGAACUGGCUGUAGAUAAUGAUAUUCACUCAUCUGAUUUUCCUGAGCCUCCAGAUGCCCUAGAAGCAGACACUUUCCCAGAUGAAAUUCAUCAGCCUAAGAUGACUGUGGAGCCAUCAUUUAAUGAUGCUCACGUAUCCAAAUUCAGUGACCAAAGUAGCACAGAACUGAUGAAUAGUGUUAUGGUCAGAACAGAGGAAGAAAUCUCUGACACCGACCUUAAACAAGAGGAGGAAUCACCCUCUCAUUUAGCCCGGGCUUACGUUACUGAGGAUUUAGAAUCUCCUACCAUAGAAGAACAAGUUGAUCAAACAACAAUUGAUGAUGAAACGAUACUUAUCGUUCCUUCACCACAUGGCUUUAUCCAGGCAUCUGAUGUGAUAGAGACUGAAUCUGUCUUGCCUUUGACAACACUAACAGAUCCCAUACUCCAACAUCAUCGAGAAGAAUCAAAUAUCAUUGGAUCAUCUUUGGACAGUCCUGUUUCAGAAGACUCAAAGGAUGUUGAGGAUAUGGUAAACUGUCAUUAGGUAAUUCUUAGAAACAGCUAGUUCAAGCAAAGAAGCCACACUGUUAAUUACAACAUCUCCACAGAAAUAGGAGCAACUCCCAAAAGGCUUAAUUUACCAAUUCCUCUGGCUUUUAAAUAGCUACAAUGCUUAAGCCACAUAACAGCAUUGCUGCUAUGACUUUUUACCUCCUUUAAAUACAUCAGCUGAGGUCUAGUCUUACGACACUGUGUAGCUGAGUGCAGUAUGGGGUCUUAACUGCAUACAGAGAUCCCUGUGAUUAGUGUUAUUUGUCAGCAGGGACAUUCAUUCACUUGAGCUACUGAGAAAAGUUUAAAAUCACCAAAGCUUAACUACUCUGUUUUAAAAGCAGUAAUAUUCAUCUCUAAAGAUCAGACAAGGCUCUCUAUCCAGUCUCAAGCAGACCUCUUUAUAUUUCAGAGAAGUCACAUCAACAUGGUCUAGAGCUUACCAGUGACCUUCAAAAAGAUUAAGUUUGAGACUUGACCAGCCUACAAGUACAGAGGCCUAGGUAGGAGGUGACUGUGUGGUGCUUGUUUUUGGUUUACCCAUUGCUGGCAGUGGGAGCGGAUUUAGGGUGGGUAAAGAGAGGAAAGCAUUAAAAGAGUUAGGAAAAUUCACUACAGGUUUUUUUAUUAUUAUUAUUACUUUUAAAGGGAAUAUGGAGAGUAGUAACAAAACUCACCAGAAGCUAAGUAGAGUUUUCACCCUCUCAGAACCCACUGUCAUCAGUUUACAAAGUUAGCACUUUGAAGUAAAAUUAAACUAAAUGGGAAGGGGAGUAAAGUUGCCUAUCCUACACCAUGACUGUUUCUUGUAUAUGUUUUGCUAUAUAAAUUAUCCAGGAAAUAGUUGAAGGAGGGUAUCAGAGUUUGCCGUUCACUUAGUGUAAA
Equus quagga is the source of this 4096-nucleotide messenger RNA. RefSeq names its product cyclin D binding myb like transcription factor 1 (gene DMTF1). The coding region runs from base 912 to 3203 and encodes 763 amino acids. Gene Ontology annotation, molecular function: DNA-binding transcription factor activity, RNA polymerase II-specific; RNA polymerase II cis-regulatory region sequence-specific DNA binding. Gene Ontology annotation, biological process: regulation of transcription by RNA polymerase II. Gene Ontology annotation, cellular component: nucleus. Lineage: Eukaryota; Metazoa; Chordata; Mammalia; Perissodactyla; Equidae. The transcript is spliced from 19 exons. The record is from RefSeq and is a predicted model, not a curated record.